Lecanosticta acicola is the source of this 2003-nucleotide messenger RNA. The record is from the annotation of a GenBank genome assembly. Lineage: Eukaryota; Fungi; Ascomycota; Dothideomycetes; Mycosphaerellales; Mycosphaerellaceae.
AUGUCGUUCCUCGGCGGGCCUGAAUGCAGCACUGGAUCGAACCCCUUGGCCCAGUUCCAGAAGCAGACGUCCGCCGACACUUCCCUCCAACGAGACCGCCUCACGUCCCGACAACCACAGCAACUCAAUGGCUUCCGUAGCGGCCAACAAGUACCUGAGGAUGCCGCGUUCCAAGAUUUCGCCCAGCAAGGCCCGCACAUGGGCGAGAUGCUUCCGCAGGAUCCCUUCCACUUCGAGCAGAUGAGACGGGAAGCUGAGCACUUGGAGCGAGCCGGUGGCGGCGGUGGAGGCAACUCGAACUGGGCAGGCGAAUUCGCACAGCAAGGACCAAACUUUGCGCCCGAGGCAUUCACACAGCAAAGAGCUGCAGGGUUUAGUCCACAGGACUUCGCUCAGUUCAGGCAAUCGCAGGUGUCACCGGCCCAGAGGACACAAAGCCCAACCUUCCAGCAGCAGUCUGCGUACAGGCCACCGAUGUACGGGAAUGGCUUUGGGAUGCAGAGGCCGAUGUAUGGAGGCUUUGGAGGUCAGAUGUACAACGAUAGUCUCCAGCGGCAGCAGUACGAGGGUAAGGGCAAGGGUCGAGUGCAAGAGCUGAGCGACACGGACUGGGAGAAGCAAUUUGAGGAGUUGUCUACAGCCGAUAAAGAAGCAGACCAACUGGAUAAGGAAGCCCAGGAAGCUAUCGAGCGAGAGCUCAACCAGGUGGACAGGUACGUUGACCGAUGGACAUCGCACAUUGCUCUCAUCUGUCCUGCUCACUGCUGAGCAGGUCAGAGACCGGGCUAGGCGACUUUGAGAACAUCAUCGAAGGUGUCCGUCACGAGGCUAACGUUCAUAGGGACAUGCUCGCGGAUGAAGAGCUUGAGAAUCGUUAUGGGAAUGAGUAUGAACAAUGGACAGACUUUGAUGGUCUAAAUCAUGACUUCGAUAGUUUCCGCGAAUUCGGCGAAUUCGACUCGCGACCGAACGAAGGCAAUUACAUGUUUGAAGAACAUAACCUCUUCAAAGACGUUCCAAACGCAUUUGAAGAAGGGCAGAAGAUCAUGCGCGAAGGCGGAAACUUGAGUCUGGCGGCGUUGGCUUUCGAGGCUGCUGUUCAAAAACAACCCGAUUUUAUAGAAGCUUGGGUAGCACUUGGUCAGGCGCAGGCACAGAAUGAGAAAGAGUCACCAGCUAUUCGGGCUCUUGAGCAGGCACUCAAACUGGACCCUGGAAACCUGGAGUCACUCAUGGGGCUUGCAGUCUCUUAUACGAAUGAGGGAUACGACACACUCGCGUACCGGACGCUGGAGCGAUGGGUGGCAGAGAAGUACCCACAGCUGGGCGUCAAGCCACGAGGCAUUGAUGCGGACGAGGAAAUGGGCUUUACGGACCGCCACAUGCUCCACGAGAAAGUCACCAACUACUUCCUGGAAGCGGCGCAAUUGAACCCUGAAGGCGGCGACGUUGAUGUGGACGUACAAGUCGGUCUUGGUGUUCUUUUCUACGGCAGCGAGGACUACGACAAAGCAGUCGACUGCUUCACUGCCGCGCUGAAUAGCCAUCAGCACGGUUCCAUGAAGCGAGAGGGAGAAGAGCACUUACUCUGGAACAGACUCGGAGCGACGCUUGCCAACAGCUCUCGGUCAGAAGAAGCGAUCGAGGCCUACUCCCGUGCCCUGGAACUGCGACCAAACUUUGUACGCGCGAGAUACAACCUCGGCGUGUCUUGCAUCAACCUCGGAGUCUUGGAAGAAGCUGCCGGACAUCUUCUGGGAGCUCUAUCUAUGCACAAGGUGUUGGAGCAAGAGGGCAAGGCAAAGGCAGCUGAACUCCUGCGCGAUGGACACGGGAAUGCUGUGGACGAGAGGGCCGUGGAUGACGUGCUACAGCAGAACCAGAGCACGAACUUGUACGACACGCUACGGCGGGUCUUCACGCAGAUGUCCCGACGAGAUCUCGCGCAGAUGGUUGGUCCCGAUAUGAAUCUGGAUGCCAUGCGAGGGGAGUUCGACUUCUAA